Capsicum annuum is the source of this 1615-nucleotide messenger RNA. RefSeq lists its product as uncharacterized. The record is from RefSeq and is a predicted model, not a curated record. The transcript is spliced from 9 exons. The coding region runs from base 244 to 1239 and encodes 331 amino acids. NCBI's taxonomy places the organism in Eukaryota, Viridiplantae, Streptophyta, Magnoliopsida, Solanales, Solanaceae. Gene Ontology annotation, cellular component: membrane.
UGGGACAUUUUUUUGGGUGUACAAAAAAAAAGAAUUUAUGAGUUUAAAAUUUCAAGAGUAGGAACUGGACACUCUUCCUCUUUUUUCUUGCCCCUCCUAUUAUCCAUUUCCAUUUAUAUAUAAAGAAGCAAAAUAAGAAAAGGAGAGGAAAAUCCCCUCGGCCAUUUAUUCGGCGCAUGUGAUUUGCAUAUUUUCUCUCUCUACUUCUCUCUCUCCUACACAGACGCCGAGCGAUCUGGCCGGAUGCAGAUACAGACAACUGCUGAUACUACUGAUCUGAGUUAUUGGUUGAACUGGAGGUUCUUGUUUUGUGCAAUAUGGGUCUUGACACCAACAGUUGCAGCAGUGAUCAUUCUAUGGAAGUAUGAACGAUCAGUUAAUAUCAUACAGGAAUCUGAUAGUAGGGGGGAUUGCCAGAAAAGUUCUUUGCUUUUGUAUUUUGACAAAGCUUGGAGACCAUGUGUGAAAAGAAUAAACCCAAUUUGUUUGGCGGCUUUCCGAGUUUCUGCACUUGCUUUACUCACACUAGUGAUUGUCUCUGAUUUUGUUGUUCAUGGAGGUGACAUAUUUUUCUAUUAUACUCAGUGGACAUUUGCUUUGACCACCAUUUAUUUCUGGCUUGGAUCAGUUCUUUCCAUCUAUGGCUGUUACCAGUAUAACAAAGCAAACAUCAGUAUCAGCAAAAUACAGAUGGAUAUGGAGCAAGGGUUACUCGAGUCCCUUGUAAGCACAGACUAUACCAACGGCGUCAAGAUAGUGAACAAUGUGGAUUACAAGGGAAUACUUCUAGUUCCUGAAAUUGUUGGGCGAUGUAGCUACCUCUUCCAGAUUCUUUUCCAGAUGGCUGCUGGAGCGGUGAUGCUCACUGACUCCGUUUACUGGUUUGUGAUCUUCCCAUUUCUUACGGUCAAAAACUACGAUUUUAACAUUUUUACCGUCGUCACGCAUUCGCUAAAUGCUGUCCUGCUCCUUGGUGAUGCAGCUCUGAAUUCUUUGUGGUUCCCUUGGUUCCGGAUGUCUUACUUUGUCAUAUUGACCGGUGUUUAUGUCAUCUUCCAGUGGAUUGUUCAUGCCUGUGUAUCACUUUGGUGGCCUUACCCCUUUCUUGACUUAUCAUUAAAAUAUUCUCCUGUGUGGUAUUUGUUGGUGGCUUUACUGCAUAUCCCAUGCUAUGGAAUAUUUGCAUUACUUGUUAGGCUUAAACAGUAUGUGUUACUGCGAUGGUUCCCUCAAUCAUAGCAGUGUCUAAGAAAUUAUCAUCUCAAGCUGGUCCCUUUUGAAGCCAAGGUGUGUCAUGUUCCUCAAAUGGGGUUAUUUGAAAGGGAUGGGUGGAUUUCCUGCAGAGCAUCAGCCAAGUGGGUAUUGAUUCAGUCAAGAAUUAAAUCAGUAGCUAUCUUGUGAAAUACGAAGGAAACAUUACUUUAUCUGCACCUUUUCCAUCCUCAUGCCUUGGAUGAUCAGCAGUAAUAUUUUUGCGACACCAAGUUCAACUAAUUUCAAAAUUGUGUACAGAAUAGAAUAUUUUUCUGUCACAGGCAAAAGCUUACCAACUCUUCAUGUAAGAAUUUUGAUUGGAUUUGUAAACAAAGGAUGAGACUUCAUUUUGUGCUUUUCA